UCUGUUUAGACGGGACGGCUGCUUUUAAAAGACUUUCGAAGAAUACUCCAAAAUAACAAUAGAGAAGAUGACCACUGUCAGUUACUCUGUCCGAAUCCAUAUCAACUAAUGUGGUUAUCCUCACUGUUGUACAUUGACCUUAGAGUUGUGUUGGCCUUUCUGCUGACUGCGUUUGUUGAGGAUUAUUAAGCUGACCACAUGUAAUGUGUAUUGUUUUGCUUUUUUUUUUUUUUUUUUUUUUGAGAGAGUAAAUUGAUUGGGGCCUCAGAGAUAAAAAGAGAAAUGUGCAGAGUUUAGAGUUUUUGACAGCAAGGGUCAUGCGAAAGCCAUUUCACUGGACUGGGUCCGGUGACAACAAAUUGGCAAUGAGUGACAUGAAAGACUCUAGAUGUAUUUCGAGAUAAAGUCUUCCGAGAGAUGUCUUUAAAUUAUAUCAAGAACUUUUAUGAAGGAUGUCUCAGACCUCCAACUGUGAUUGGUCAGUUCCACACCCUUUUCUUUGGGUCUGUGCGAAUGUUUUUUCUUGGAGUACUAGGCUUUGCUGUAUACGGAAACGAGGCCUUGCAUUUCAGCUGUGAUCCAGAUAAGAGGGAGGUGAAUUUGUUUUGUUACAACCAGUUUCGACCGAUAACUCCUCAGGUAUUUUGGGCACUGCAGCUUGUGACAGUUCUGGUCCCAGGAGCCGUUUUCCACCUUUACGCAGCUUGCAAAAGUAUAGACCAAGAAGACAUUCUCCAAAAACCCGUUUACACUGUAUUUUACAUUAUUUCUGUACUUUUAAGGAUAAUAUUGGAGGUGGUAGCAUUUUGGCUACAAAGUCAUCUUUUUGGCUUCCAAGUCAAUCCAAUAUUCAAAUGUGAUGCAUCACCCCUUGAGAAGAAGUAUAAUAUUACCAGGUGUAUGGUUCCUGAACACUUUGAAAAAACCAUUUUCCUCAUUGCCAUGUAUACCUUUACCGUGAUUACAAUAGUACUGUGCGUUGCCGAGAUAUUUGAAAUUUUAUAUAGACGAUUAGGUUUCCUGAACAAUGAGUGACCUACACGUCUUACAUUAUUUCCAGAUUCCAAGUGAUGUUUAGAAAGUCCUGAUCUUCAAACAAGGACUGCUUAUCAAAUACAUCUGCAAUUUUCUGCAGGAAAUUAUGUGGAUAACACAUAAAUAACAUGUAUAAAUGUAUGUGUCUGUAUUUCUGUGAAAAUAUGUCCUGAACAGAAAAUACUUUUUUUUUUUUUUAACAUAGGAUAAAGGAAUACUCUAAUGCUGUGGUAGGCAACCUUCAGCAAUCCAGAUGUUGCGGACUUCAUCUCCCCUGAUGCUUUGCCAGCUUCAAGAGCAUUGUGGGAGAUGUAGUCCACAAAAUCUAGAGUGCAAAAAGCUGCCCACCCCCUGCUUUAAUGUAUUUCACUGUAAAUAUGUAUAUAUUUAGUUAUAAUCAGCAGGUUUGCAAUAACUUGAAAUGUUGGGGAGAAAGGUUCCAAGUUAUAUUUUUUUUCAAUGAAUGACAAAGUAGUAUUUAUUUAGACUCCUGCGUGAGAGUGAAAGUAGAGAGGUUUAUUGCUGUGAGUAUAUACUACUCAGCUGAUCUUUGUCCAUAUUGGAAAAUGCAAACAGUUCAUGAGUGCCUGUUACGAGAUACAUAUAUCAUUCAGCAACAACUGUAACUCUCACAUUAAGUGUAUCGUACAUAAUAGAAUCAUCCAGCCGGGGGUAUUAACUUCAAAUUUUUCGUAAAACCUCCCUUUAUUGUCUUCAAAUGUUUUAGGUACUCAACCAAGUCCCGCACAGACUCCAAAUAGCCCAGCAUUGUCAGGGAUUUCAAUUCAGUUCCAAUGGGAAUAUCAAUAAAAUGGAACAACUGAUGAUUAUUCAGGAUUAGUUUGAGAAACAUGGUCUAUGGGAAGUUGAGUAACUGCAUAUGACAGAUUUUUGUUUUUCUUCCCACAAAAUUAAAUAUAUUUUAUUUUGGAUGUUGGUCUUUCAGAAAAUGUGAAAUAAAUACGGGCAAUGGGCCAGAACAAGACCUUACUUAUGUAAACCAAGGAAUACUGUCUCUGUAGAAAAAAAAAUGAGAACACAAAUGGCUAAAAAUGGUUUUAAGCUAAUUUCUAGAAUAACAGAUUUGUUUUGGAAAUAAAAUAUGUGCACAGUCAAGUUCAUACACUGACGUUCCUGACCUAGGUGGCAAGGACAUAUUAUAUACUGAAGGACAGAUUAUUUACCAUGUUAAGGAAAAAUCCAACUGUGAAAUUCUGUAUGUCACACUUCAGGAAUGACCAAAGACUGACUUUCAGUGUUAUCCAAAAUAUUUGCAUUUCUAACCUUGUCACCCAUAUAUUGAUAAAGUCACUAAUUAUAUAAGACUCCUGAGAACAGCCAUCGUGCUUUUAAAACACGAGACAGCUAUGGCAUUUCUAGUGCUAAAAUCUUAAAUUAGAUACUGUUUAUAUAACAUCCCAUAAGUAAACAUUUCACAGUGUAGACUACUGCAGUCUAGUAAUUAUCAAUACUAUCAGAGUUUGGACAUCUAAGACUAACUGAUGGUCACAUGCAUUCAUUUUUCUCAUAUAACAUUUUUUUUCAUCUGGAACAUUAAGUUAUCAACUGCAAAUUCCAGACUUCUCCAAUAUUUUUAAAUCAUGUAAAUUGUUAUUUUGAUUGGUUCAGUGUUAUAUGUUCUUUUGUAAAUCAAAUAUCCAUCCAACUUAUCUUAAAAGAAAAUAUAUCUCUUUGAAAUUAAAAUGUGUAAUCUCAGGAACAAACCUUUUAUGUGUCAGCUGAUUUUUUUUAUGUGUUGCUGUAUAAGUGUUACUAACAAUUCUAGCUGAAUGCGCGCUGUAGAUCUGAUUCAUGUGUCAUCGGGUCGCAUUUUAUCAAGAGUGU
Molecule: messenger RNA, 2880 nt
Organism: Pelobates fuscus (common spadefoot toad)
Lineage: Eukaryota; Metazoa; Chordata; Amphibia; Anura; Pelobatidae
Gene: GJE1
Product: gap junction protein epsilon 1
Exons: 3
Coding region: 418-1035 (205 amino acids)
Biological process (GO): cell-cell signaling
Cellular component (GO): connexin complex
Molecular function (GO): gap junction channel activity
Source: RefSeq, a predicted model, not a curated record